This is a messenger RNA of Anolis sagrei ordinatus, 1499 nucleotides long. The record is from RefSeq and is a predicted model, not a curated record. NCBI's taxonomy places the organism in Eukaryota, Metazoa, Chordata, Lepidosauria, Squamata, Anolidae.
AUGCCGGAUGUUAAUGGAUUCCCUUUGAGGAGGGGAGGAGGGAGGGGACAAGGCCAGAGUUGGGCYCGGUGCGCACGCAUUCUCACGCCCCGCCGUGCCACAGGUUGGCUGGCACCGAGCGCCUUGCUCCCCUCCCACUGGCACCGGAGGAGAGGCGGCCAGGAUGGAUGCCUGCCGCCCGUCUCGGGUUGCCGUGACGGACAGACCCCAGGGCUCCGGGGCUCUAGUGCCACGCAGCAAGGCCCCUGGAGGCGAGCCUUGCCUUGGCAGAAGAAGCAAAGUUGGAUCACAGGAUGUCUAUGUCCCACACCACUGGAAACAUUACACUGUUUAGCUGGUAUCGCAACACCUAACAUCCGCUGGGAAGUAGUAGCCAGCAAUGAAAGGACCAAGGCAUUGACAUCUUCGGGCCAGUCUCUGUUCGGAUAUCAGACAGCAUGCCAACCCCUUAAAUCAAGAAACAGCUUCCUAAGAUCUACAGAGAUACUUGCAGGAACACCUCAGCAUGCAAGAGACCAAAAGUGGCAGGCAAAAACCCAGCACCUCAAUCAGUGGCUGAGACUGGAUGAGAAACUCUCUCCUGGGCACACAGCAGAGUGGACAACUUGGAAGGUGCUAAACAGGCUGCACUCUGGCAUCACAAGAUGCAGAAUGAACCUUAAGAAAUGGGGCUAUGGAGUGGAGCCCAUGACAUGUGAAUGUGGAGAAGAGCAAACCAUACAUAAACCACCUAUUACAAUGCAAUCUGAGCCCUGCCACAGGCACAAUAGAGGACCUUCUCUUAGUGACACCAAGGGCACUCCAAGUGGCCAGCUUCUGGUCAAAGAAUAUUAUUUAGUAUAAUGCCAAGUUGUUAAACUUUGUUUGUGUUUUUAAAUGCAUUUUAAUUGUAUCCUCAACUUACUUCUGACAUGACAAAUAAAAAUAAUUAAAUCUUAAGCCAAACAAUAUGAGAUACAGGCCUUUGAUAUUAGAUGUUGCAUCUCACUAAUCAGAGGCCCUUCACCCAAAUCACCCCUUCAUGAUCUGGCAGUGGGAUGGAGGAGUAAUUUGGGUGAAAGGCCUCUGGUUAGUCAGAUGCAACACCAAGCUCCUAACCUCCAGCUUUCCUCCAUCCCAGCAAAGAAUGUAAUGUAUUGUUGAAUGCUUUCAUGGCUGGAAUCACUAGGUUGUUGUAGGUUUUUCAGGCUGUAUGGCCAUAUUCAAGAAGCAUUCUCUCCUGACGUUUUGCCUGCAUCUGUGGCAGGCAUCCUCAGAGGUUGUAAGGCGAGGUUGUGGGCAAAACAUCAGGAGAGAAUGCUUCUCAAACAUGGCCAUACAGCCUGAAAAACCUACAACAACCCAAAGAAUGUAAUGUAUAUUGAUAGAGGUCUGGGUUGCCUAUUAGAUGUAAUAGGCUCUGGCAGUUUUACUUGUGACCUUGUUCUUCAUCUCAGCCUUAAUUGCCACCGGAUCUGUGUUGUGUAUUAUGGAGAUAAAGCUGGAUAAAGUUGAAAUAA